AUGGCGCCCAUCCUUAUUGCCCUACUCCUUGUCGGCUCUGCCGUUGCACACAUGGGCUACUCGUUGUCCUACAUCGACGAGAAUGUGAAAAAGUGCAUGGACGAUUCAAAGGCGCAGAAAUGGUGGACGAUUGAUCACUUCGAGUUUUCCGCAUCCGUUGAUUCCUAUAAUGCACCAGACGCCUCCGCCCGCUUCAAGUCAUCCCGCACGGCAGGCUUCGUCAACUUUACCCUUACCCAUCCCUCGGUUCCGCAAAAGGCCUACUGUACGGAAAAUAUCAGCGAGAAUCUCCCCUCGUACUCGCGCAACACAUUCGACGACUUUACUCGAGGCAGAACGAUCCACUCGUGCAGCAUUCCCGCUGGCGGCGGAAGCAUGGCAAGCUUUAGCAUCAACGCUGCGUCGGGCGAGCUUCACAUUACCCACCGCUGGAACUGCCCCGACAAGAGCAAUUGGUUCGACAAGUCCUUUGAAGCAACCGGGACGGCAAAGCUUAGAUGUAGCAGCAGUAGGACGAAGAUUAGGCAGCAGAGGAAGCAAGGCGAGGCCGAUGACUCGAGCCGUUCGAUACGCUGCGAGCCUACUACUUUGCAGGUGCCCAUACGUCAGCUCGAACAUCGUAAUGGGCCUUGGAAAAAGGGGACCAUAUAUUUCCUGUAG
Drechmeria coniospora is the source of this 660-nucleotide messenger RNA. RefSeq lists its product as uncharacterized. NCBI's taxonomy places the organism in Eukaryota, Fungi, Ascomycota, Sordariomycetes, Hypocreales, Ophiocordycipitaceae. The record is from RefSeq and is a predicted model, not a curated record. Bases 1 to 660 code for a protein of 219 amino acids. The transcript has a single exon.